Messenger RNA from Culex quinquefasciatus (southern house mosquito), 1631 nucleotides. RefSeq lists its product as uncharacterized. The coding region runs from base 1 to 954 and encodes 317 amino acids. The transcript has 3 exons. The record is from RefSeq and is a predicted model, not a curated record. NCBI's taxonomy places the organism in Eukaryota, Metazoa, Arthropoda, Insecta, Diptera, Culicidae.
AUGAGGAUUUUGAGAACUGUCACUUUUUUUUCCUUCGUUUGCAAACUGUCACCGCUCCAAUAUUUUUCGAGCUUGAGGUAUUUUUUUCACUGUCGGAACCGAUCCUCGCAACAACCUUCCCCGCAAUCCACCAACAAUCUGUGCAAGAAGCCCAGUGCGGAUCUGCGCUCCGACCCAGGAAUUGCCGACAAGAUCAUCGGCUGCCUCGGACUUGGAAUUUCACCGGAGGUCGAUCCGACGUGGCGGAUUUGCGCCGGCUGUGCCGAACGCGUCGACGCGCAGCAUGCCUUCCGGACGCGAGCCCUGCACUGCAAUAGUUACGUCGAGAACGGGCUGGAGGACAAGGAAGACGAGAACAUGUGCCGGUUCUGCUUGAAGAUUCCGGGCGGCGGCGGGAGCGUGGCGGAUGAGGUGCAAACGGUGCGGGAUUGUUUAGGGGUUGAGAUCAUCAGCUGGGAUACGGUGACGAAGAUUUGUGGGGAUUGUGUGGGCGGUGUUGGCUGGAUUUCGGGCGGAAUUUUCGCCGACGGCCGUGCCGGUGAAGCUGGAGGACUUGACGGAUUCGUACAGGACAGUUCGAUGGCGGAUAACGGGGAGAAGCGAGGGGAAAAGCGGAAGGUCACGGCACGGUCGCUGCCGUGGAUUGGAAGUGACCACGAGUAUCGUAACUUUGACGUGCUGGAUGAAACGUACGAGGCGAUUGAGGUGGUCUUUGAGGAAUAUACGUUCGAUCUUCGGUUGGUCUUGUCGGACGAGAGUUCGCUGUGGCAUUGUGUUCAGUGCAAGCUGCGAGGUUGUCGCGUGAAGCUGAAGAUUGAUGCGAAAGGAAUGUUGGCCACCUUCGGGGGAUCAAUCGACAAGAACAACCACAUGAACGAGCUGGACAAGCUGAUGGAGUGUCCGGAGGGGAAAGGGAUGGUUCAGUUUGACGGUAAGAAGAUGACCACGCGUUGAGGCUACGCGGCAUUCCGGAUGGUUCGCUGGAGGCAAUUCGUACGUAUCAGCGGACGACGUCGCGAGUUGCGAUUUAACAGAGGGUCGAUCAAGAAGGUUACGUGAGUAACGGGACUCAAACGUCCAAGUUUAAAUGUUUGGACGGAGUGGAGAAUGAAGUUCAAGCAAAGGUGAAGGCCAAUAAUGUGGAUAUUUACAAAAUCCUCCAGCAGAAGGAUCCCGCGCGCAUCUUUAAGGUGCUUCUGCACAUGGUCAGACAAAUGACAAAUUCGGCAAAUAAAAACCGUACGCAACGUAACGCGUUGUCUCAUGAUUAUUGUUUUUUUCAUAAUAUUUAACAAUACAAAAAAAUAAAUCUGAAACCACAAAUAAAAAGAAAAUCCAAGAAACUUCAAUGUUCGCCUCUUAUUGAACUCCAGGUGACCAAAUUAGGUCAAAUAAAUUUAAAAAAUGCAUAUGCAACAGCUAGAUGCGUCUGCAGUGUAGACGCGUGCAGGAAGUAAUCGCCGGCGACUUUUCCUUGGCUAGUGCAAACGCGUCCCGGACGAGCUUGGCCCUGUCUCCGAUGAACAUCUGCACUAGCUGCAGGCCGGCCAGCUUCAGGAAGGUCGACUUUGUUUGCACCACACAGGUACCAGCCGAAAGCGUGCAGCCACGUGCAGCACUCCCUUCGGCGG